This is a messenger RNA of Symbiodinium necroappetens, 1196 nucleotides long. The record is from the annotation of a GenBank genome assembly. Lineage: Eukaryota; Dinophyceae; Suessiales; Symbiodiniaceae.
AUGAAGCCCUCACCCCAUCAUCGGAAGCCAUGGAGACAGUUAGGAUGUCUCUUCCUGGGCUUCCUGACUCUUUCCUGGAGCUCCUGCGCGGUGCGCAGUCCUCCGGGCUGGUGGAGGGCCGGGCGCCCACGGAAGCGGCUGGGAAGCGCUGCAGAGGCCGAGCUCCUGUCGCACCUGGCGGUGCUUUUGCUGCCGGAGGAGCCCAUUGCGGAGCUCUUCCGAGACUUUCCUGUCAAGCAGCCAGGGAGCUGGGGCAAGAGGCACUUGAGCCCAGAUCUCGCAGUCUAUGGUGCCCUGAAGAAGAAGGAUGCGGCCUUAUUCUUGGAGUAUGACGGGUACUACCGACACCAUACACCAGAAGGCAUCGCCGCCGACAUCCGCAAGAGUGAGGCGCUGUUGCGGCAAGCACCGGAAGGAUCCCAAGUGCUCCGCAUAUCCCAUGCCUACCGAGGAUGGGAGCUUGCAUGUGAGACCAGCGAAGUUAUUGUGGAUCCGUGGCAGCCGGGACGUCCCAAGUCACUUGCAAAGGCGGUUCGUCAGAUCGUCCAGGUCGUGAGCAAAAACUUGGGCGGUUUGCUGAGCACUAGUGUGCGAGUGAAGUUGCAAGACUUUUUGGCGAUUCCUGCACACAGCUUAUGCACGUCAGCUGUCGAGUUUACGCGCAAGGCAGUUUCCAGAGGUGACCGCGACCCAUCGCGACUUUUUGAAUUUCUACGGGAGCAGCUUAAUAUGACAGUGUCGCAGUCCGAGAACCUACUGGGAAGACACCCUGCCCUGCAACGUUAUAGUGUUGAAAGCAAUUACCGACCCAUCGUCCAACGGCUUCGAGAUCUGGGACUGCAGACGGCGGAGAUUCUGAAAGUGAUCGGUCGAUUUCCACCGGUUUUAGGGUACAGCAUCGAGGAGACUUUGAAGCCGACGGUCCAGUGGCUUCGAGACCUGGGCCUGAAGAAAGCCGAGAUUGCCAAAGUGAUCGGUCGGUUUCCACAGAUUUUAGGUUGCAGCAUCGAGGGGAAUUUGAAGCCGACGGUCCAGUGGCUUCGAGACCUGGGCCUGAAGACAGCCGAGAUUGCCAAAGUGAUCGGUCGAUUUCCACCGGUUUUAGGGUACAGCAUCGAGGAGAAUUUGAGGCCGACGGUCCAGUGGCUUCGAGACCUGGGCCUGAAGAAAGCCGAGAUUGCCAAGGUGAUCGGUCG